Molecule: messenger RNA, 843 nt
Organism: Parastagonospora nodorum SN15
Lineage: Eukaryota; Fungi; Ascomycota; Dothideomycetes; Pleosporales; Phaeosphaeriaceae
Exons: 2
Coding region: 1-843 (280 amino acids)
Source: RefSeq, a predicted model, not a curated record
AUGCCGCGUCUCGUCGACCUCCCGCUAGAAAUCCUCCUCGAAAUCCUCUCCUACAACGCCCUUACGCAAAGCCGGCUUCCCACAGCUCCACACCCGCUCAACGCCCUCGCCCUCACGAACAAGCACCUACACACCGUCGUGGAAGAAUACUGCCGCAACCGACUCAAGAAAUAUGCCAACUUCACGCCGCCGCGGAGUAGGGCGUUUAGCUGCCGGCGCAGGUGGCUCGGCGAGACGUGUCAGUUUUGCAAGCGCAAGAGCAUGCGCCGCGCGAUUCUGUACGGCAGUUUGACGUGCUGUCGCAUGUGUGAUAAGCAGUAUUUUCCCAAGAUGACAAUGACACAAGCCCACAAAGCCCACUCCCUCUCCAAACUCGACCUCUUCACCCCCAACGCCCUGCACCCCGAGCUACCUCCCCUUAUAUCUGGGCUCUAUACUGUGAUGGGAAGUCCCGCAAUCAUGCUGCUUGAAGCCGACGUCCGAGCGCGCGAAGCACACAUAAAAGCCCGCCUCGGUGCGAAGGCGGACAAGAGUAUGCGUCGCAGGCCCGCGGCGCACGAUCGCAUCGUCAACCACAUGGGCCUGCAUUACUCCCCGAAUCGCGGCUGGAGUCGCGCGCCGUCGAUGAGCUCUGCGGCGCUGGAGAAGGCGGCGAAGAGUAUGCAGACGGAGGAGGGGAGGAGGGAGUACGUAAGGAAGGCACUGGCGAAGGAGUGGGAGGCGUUGGGACAGGGUGGGGGAAAGGGUACCCAGGGGGAGCCGCUGGAGAUUGAGGACGAGGACGAGGAUGAGGAGGUGGAGGAGUUGAUGUAUGCGGCUGCGGGAUGGGAGUAUGAGAUGUGA